CGGAAAUUGGGAUUGAUUGCAUCUCAUUUUUUCUGCCUCCUCGUCCUCUGCUUUCUGAGCACUCUGUUCCGAUCCUCCAAUUUCUUGUGCUGUGUCUUUCUAACUUCACAUACAAAUCAUUCAAAGAAAGAAUCGUCGGCCAUUUGUUUCCAUGACUACCAUUCUGCAUUCCUCUUGCAAGUUUUCAGUUUAACCUGCUUUCCUGCAUUUUCAGCAAUAGUUUCAUCAAGCUUGCUUUGAUAUUUCCAAAAAAAAAAAAAUCGCUACUCUUCUUCUCCAUCCAGUUUCGAGGCUUUGGUUUUCUGCUGGGUGUCUAGUUUAUAUAUACACAUAAACAAUUUCAAAAAAGAAAAAAAAAGUUUGUGUUUUUCAUUUAUGAGUCUCUUUUGUUGUCACUCUUCUUUCGUUUGAAUUUGAGUUGUUAUCUUCUUGUCAGUCUCAAAAAAAAAAAAAAAAACUAUUGUACUGUCUUUCUGUAUUUCAUCUCAUCGGAACUGUGAGAGAAAAAGUUGAUUUGGAGAUUUCUUUCCUUGCUGUUGUUCUUGUGCGUAUAUGAAAUUCGUGGGUUUUCUUAUGAUCUUUCAUAUAUAACAAUCAACAAAAAAAGGAAAUUGUGCUCUCAAAGUUUUGGUACUGUCUACGUCUGCAUUUGUGAGAGGCAAGAGAAGUGGUGUUGCUGAUCGUGAAGUGAAAGAGGUAAAGGCUUCUGAAGCAACAGAACUUUACUUGAUACUCAAAUCGGCGGCUAAACAUCCACACAACCCCAACAUCGAUCACCUCUCAUUCGCAUUGGCUAUUGGUUUAAUUGGUCAACAGAUUUCUUAAAAAACGUUGAGCAAACGUAUCCGUGGAGGAGAGGAGAAGCGAGAGCUAAAUCCGAAAACAAGAAUGGAGACUCUCAUAAGUACCAUUGCUGAAAAAGUUGUAGAACCGAUAGUAGACUACACUGUGGCACCCAUUGCAAGGCAAGUGGGUUAUUUGAUUUUCUACAAAGACAAUUUCACGAAUCUCAAGGAUCAGCUUGCGGAGCUCAAGACCAUAAAGGAAACUAUCAAUCGUGAAGUGGAAGCAGAAAGAAGAAAUGGAUAUCAAAUUAAUGAUGCUGUAAAGAACUGGCUAGAGAAAGUGGAUGAAACCAUUGAAGCAGCCAAAAAACUUAGUGAUGAUCCUCAUCAUAGUAAUGCUGGUUGCUGCAGGGGGCCUUUUCCUGAUUUAAAGUCACGGCAUCAACUAAGUAGAAAAGCAAAGAAAAUGUCUAGAAACGUUGAUGAAGUAAUGCAAAGAAAAGACAAUAUUAAACCGCUUGGAUACUUGCCUGCUUUAGAAGGAGUAGGCUCCACUUCCGCUACGAGUAGUGAGAAGCUUGAGUCAAGAAAGAAAAUGAAGGAGGACAUUGUCUUGGCUCUAAAAGACCCUAACUUAAGCCAGGUAGGGGUCUAUGGGCUUGGUGGAGUGGGAAAAACCACUCUAGUUAAAGAAAUUGCUAAACAAGUCAAAGAUGAGAAUUUGUUUGAUGAAGUUGUAAUGGCUCAUAUAUCCCAAACUCCAGAUCUAGAAAAAAUUCAACGUGAAAUUGCAGAUUUUUUGGGCCUUCGCUUUGAAGAGACAACUAUAGUUGGAAGAGCAAGUCGCCUCCGGCAAAGGAUUAAAAGUGAGAAAAGUAUCCUAGUCAUAUUGGAUGAUCUUUGGUCAACACUUGAUUUAGAUAAGCUAGGAAUUUCUUUGAAGGAUCACAAGGGAUGCAAACUAUUGUUGACUUCGAGGAAUCUAGAUAUAUUACAAAAAAUGGAGACACAAAAAGACUUCUUGGUAGAUGUUUUAAAUGAAGAUGAGUCUUGGAGCUUGUUUGAAGAUAUGGUGGGUGAUGUUGUUAAAGAUGAUAAUUUGCGUAGCGUGGCAAUUCAAGUGGCCCAAAAAUGUGCAGGCUUGCCUGUCCUUACAGUGAUAGUGGCAAGAGCAUUAAAAAAUAAAGGUAGUAUUAAUUCUUGGAAGGAUUCUUUAAACCAACUAAAGACUGUUGAUAAGGAAGGAAUGAAUGGGAUAAUUUAUUCGGCUCUGGAGUUUAGUUACAAUCAUCUUGAGAAUGAUGAACUGAAGGCACUUUUCUUGCUCUGUGGAGUCAUAAGUUCAUCAUCAAAUGAAUACUUGAUGAAAUGUGCUAUAGGUCUGGGCAUAUUCAAGCACGUUACUACAUAAAAGA
Messenger RNA from Prosopis cineraria, 2200 nucleotides. RefSeq names its product probable disease resistance protein At4g27220. Bases 889 to 2196 code for a protein of 435 amino acids. The transcript is spliced from 4 exons. Gene Ontology annotation, molecular function: ATP hydrolysis activity; ADP binding. NCBI's taxonomy places the organism in Eukaryota, Viridiplantae, Streptophyta, Magnoliopsida, Fabales, Fabaceae. The record is from RefSeq and is a predicted model, not a curated record.